UAAAGAAAACGUCCGCGGCGACGGAAAACACCCGGCCGGCACAUCGCGCGGCACGCGUCCGCCCCCCGUCCGACGCGUGGCGGGUCCGUGGCGUUUGUUUUAAUUGGCUAACUCCGGCAACUCGCACAGGAGUUUGAACCGUGUUCGCUGGCCUCUUCCUACGCUCCGCCAUUUUGUACCGAGAGCGAUGCUAAUCAUGGGCGCUCCCGCAUGCACUUUAUUUAUGGGCCGGGGUGCGACGGAGGUCUGCGGCGUGAAGUCCAACCCGGCCGGGGUCGGGCGGCGUUGACCGUUGCGCACUUUGCCCCCACCACCACCCACCACCCGGGGGGGGGGGGUUGUGACCGCCGGCCAUGCGGGCAGUGUGACAAUAUUCCCCGCGCCGGACACGCGUCAAGACCGCAACGUUGUAUCGCAGCCUCGGCGCGCGGAAAACUCUCCCGAGUUCCGCCGGCGGACGCGGAAAACCACGUCUCCCGUGCGGCCGGUGCACGCUCGGCCGCCUGGGACGUGCGCGGCCGGGCAAACGGCGGAUUUGGGGGAGAUAGCGUCAAAACAAGGGAAAGAUGAACUUGCGCCGUUAACUCGGGGUCGGCGCGUCUCUCCCCGCGUCGGCCGGCGACCUCGGCGGAGGUUCGCCCUACUGAGGUGGUUUGUGCACGUAUUUCCCCGCUGGCUGACCCGCAAAACAACAUUAUUGUUGACUUGUUUUGUCUGAAUUCGAAGUGCAUGGUGUAUCCCGCGAGCCGGCGCACACUCGCCCCCUAGCGGUGAUGCGGCGCGGUGCGACACUCGCAAGUGCAGGUAUCCUUUGCUUCACAGUCUUGGGCUGCUUGGCACGUCGAGGAGGGACGGGGACCCGCGCACUGCCAUAGCCGCGCGCGCUGAGCGCGGGUGGUGUGAGAGAGUUGUAGGAAUCCGGUCGGCACUGCGGAGUUGACCCCCCUUUUUAUUUGAAGGAGGACUUCUUUUGGAACUGUAAAUAUGCGACUGAGUUUGUCCCGGUUGACAGUAAGGCCUUCAAUGCUGAUGUAAUGAUGUCAUGUCAGGUGGUGAGAGGUACUGGGAUCAUAGGAGUAAAGAUGACUGACACUCCACCCAGUGACGGUCCCUCCCAAGGAGCAGAGUUUGACAUGAUGGGCGCGCUGGACUGGAAGGACGGCAUUGCCACGUUGCCAGGCAGCGACAUCCGGUUCCGCAUGACAGAGUUUGGAACUCUGGAGAUUGUCACAGACGGAGAGGUCAAAGGGCAGGAGGCAGAGCCCAACUCGAAGACGCUGGACCCGGCACCGUCUCACAGUCCCACCCCUCCGCCAGAGGGCCAAUCGCUGACCAGCGCAGCCUCAGCUCCGGACAAUCAGAACCACCCAGGGUCAUCUCAGGCCCCCGGUCCUGUGCUUCUGUCACUGGAAGAGGGGCCCAGCAUGGAGGGGCCUAGCGUGGAGGUUGGUCCCAGUGUCGAGGUCGGCUCCAGCGCAGACGUGGGUCCUAGCGGGGAGCUGGCGAGCUGCAGGGCCUGUGGCGGCCAUGUCCCUCGAGAUGUCCUCCUCCAGGGUAAAUUCUGCAGCUCGGUUUGUGCCCAGCCUUCCAGUGGCAGGUCCUCCCCGGGGGAACCCAGGGAGAGUCAGACGGUCGAGGGCGAAAGGCUGGGCAAGCGAGUGCGCAAAAAGAGGAAGAUCUUCAUGGAUUCCGGCGAUGAGGAGGAAGACAACCAGGAGGAGGAAGAGGAAAAGGCCAAGGCUUCCAAAGGCAGGAGGGCUGCCAAACUCGCCAGGCUGGUGACCGCGCCGCCUAAGAAGAGGGCGUGGAGCUGGCCUGCUUACCUGGAGGAGGAGCGAGCCGUCGCCGCCCCCGUUAAGCUGUUCAAAGAGCACCAGUCGUUUCCUCAGAGCAGGAAUGGCUUCAAGGUGGGGAUGAAGCUGGAGGGACUGGACCCCUGCCACCCGUCCCUGUUCUGCGUGCUCACCGUCGCUGAGAUCCAAGGCUACAGGAUAAGGCUCCACUUUGACGGCUACCCCGAGUGCUACGACUUCUGGGUCAACGCCGACUCCUGGGAUGUGAAGCCAGCCGGCUGGUGCGAGAAGAUGGGGCACAAGCUGUUGCUGCCCAAAGGCUGUAAGGAUGGGGAGUUUAACUGGAGCAUGUAUGUGAAGAACUGCAGGGGUCAGCUGGCCCCCAAGCACCUCUUCAAGAGCCUCAACACGUCCGUGACUCCAUCCGGGUUCCGGGCGGGGAUGAAGCUGGAGGCGGUCGACAGGAAGAACCCGUCCUUGAUCUGCGUGGCGACCAUCGCCGCCGUCGUCGAUAACCGGCUGCUCAUUCACUUCGACAACUGGGACGACACGUACGAUUACUGGUGUGAUGCUAGCAGUCCGUACAUCCAUCCCGUGGGGUUCUGUGAGGAGGCUGAACUGACCCUCACGACGCCAGCUGAAUAUAAGCAGCCUAAGACCUUCUCCUGGGAGAAGUACUUGGAAGAGACUGGGACACAGGCCGCCCCGGCGCGGGCCUUCAAACCGCGGCCUCCUCAUGGCUUCCAGUUUGGGAUGAAGCUGGAGGCUGUCGAUAAGAGGAACCCUAUGCUCAUCCGCGUGGCGACGAUAGCCGACACAGAAGACCAUCGGCUGAAGAUCCAUUUCGAUGGGUGGAGUAAGGAGUAUGACUACUGGGUGGAGACGGACUGCUCCGACCUGCAUCCUGUAGGCUGGUGUCAGAAGACUGGACAUCCUCUACAGUACCCUAAUGGCUGCACCGAUACGACAGUCCCCCCGGGACAAGGUUGUCCCACCCCAGGAUGCAAUGGGGUCGGCCACAUUAGAGGACCCCGCUACGGAACCCACUACACUCAGGUGAGCUGCCCGUACUCGGAGGUGAACCUAAACAAAGAGGGCUUGGUCCCGGACCGUCUCAGUGGAGAGCGACCUAUGACCCUAAGUGGACCUCAUCACCGCGGCCGACGCCCCGAUCCUCACCCGGCCCCCGCGUCGACACAGACCCCCGCUGUGCCGGAGCAGCCCGAAGGGGCGGACGAUUCCCAGAACAACAGGAAACCUCCAACGGCUGAAGCGGAGCGUCCCGGGCGCACCAGCCAGCCUGAGCCACAGGGUGGGGCCGGUGAGCAAAGCCACAACGGAGCGAGACCCAAACGGUCUGCCCCGGUUCCCAAGUACCUGAAGAUGCACUAUGUGAAAGAGGAGAUUGGAGAUGGUAAAGGUACAUCCUCUCCAGACUCCAUCUCCCUCCAGCAGGCCCUCCACGAGUCGGUGUUCUCCCCGGGCAUCUCUUCCUCUCCCCCACACCGGGUGGCUCUGUGUUGGGACAAACACUGCCAGCUGCUCCCUGAGGUCCUGGGCCUCACCGCGAAAAGGGUGGCCACUUGGAACGCUGAAGAGGUGGCCGGUUUUGUCAAAGGGCUCCCGGGUUGCAAAGAGCAUGCGGCUACGUUUAGGACAGAGCAAAUAGACGGCGAGGCCUUCCUACUUCUUACCCAGGCGGACAUCGUAAAGAUCCUGUCAAUCAAACUGGGACCCGCCCUGAAGAUCUACAACUCCAUCGUAAUGCUGAAGAACGCCGACGAGGAGUAGGACCGGGCUCCGCACAGAAUCGCUUCCUCCUUACUAGUCCGUCAGUUCCCCUGCUUUUAUUAACAGCUCAUUUAAGAGACAAGAGGGUCACGCCACCCGCAGGCUGCAUUAGAUCUGUCAAGUCCUGCGACUGUCGAGGUACAAGAGAGAAACGGAGCGCCGUCAGAACCGUAGGCCAAUACCCCAUGUCUCUCCAAGCCUCUCUCACAAUGGACAGCCGGAGGGGGGGGUGGGGUGGUGGUGGUGGGGGGGGGGCUCUUACAUUGUA
Molecule: messenger RNA, 3852 nt
Organism: Lampris incognitus (smalleye Pacific opah)
Lineage: Eukaryota; Metazoa; Chordata; Actinopteri; Lampriformes; Lampridae
Gene: l3mbtl1b
Product: L3MBTL histone methyl-lysine binding protein 1b
Exons: 21
Coding region: 1035-3584 (849 amino acids)
Biological process (GO): regulation of DNA-templated transcription
Cellular component (GO): nucleus
Molecular function (GO): zinc ion binding; protein binding
Source: RefSeq, a predicted model, not a curated record